UGAGCGGCAUGACAUCCUCAGCUACAAGUGGAUGAUUUCUAGCAGAUUUUCUAUCGUCUGUGUCAUAGUUGUGAAAUGAGAAGUACUGGUUUUGGCUUUCGGUAUCGGUGAAGUGUUUAAAACAUGAAGAGACCCCGGACGCUGUUUUAGUAACGUGGAGCUAAUCGCAGUUGAAAGACUGACUGCUGUUUUCUUCCUGGUGCUCGAUCAGACAGUUUUAACAUCUGACGACAACGCUGGAUACUUUAAAAGGCCUGGGUUACAGACAUGCACACACCAUCUCGACAGGACUAUGUAUCUAUAAGCUUUGCUGGGCAAGGAGGUGGAAGUUACAAUAACAGUAAGCAGUGGAGGAGGCAGUCAUGCUGGAGGAAAUGGAAACAGCUGUCCAGGCUGCAGCGGAGCCUCAUCCUCUUCAUCCUUGUCCUCCUGUUUAUUUGUGGAAUUGCUUCCUAUCCUACUGUUACUGAACACCUCAGUGGCCUUACAGAAGGAGAGCAACAUACAGACAGUAACAGCGUCCUGAGGCCCAUUGUACCACAUGUGCUGCCUGAGCCUCUCAAACAGGCCCGACCAUCACUGCCAGAACAAACCUCCCAGAAGAAAUUAUCUAAUAAGAGAGGACCGCCUGUCCUUCAGAAUCGUCUUCAGAAGAAAGGAAACACUUCAGAUACAGUGGUUGAAGACAAGGCAUCUGACACCAAAAAAGAAGGGGAGGAGAAUGGAGUCAUCAGCUGGCAUGGGGCGGUGAUUGACACUGACAAGGCCACAGAAGGCACCAAGGAUGAGCAAAACAAUGAGGAUUCAGCUGCCAACCAAAAAGGGAAGCCAUCAGAAGAGUCGGGAGCUCGCUGGCUGGAGGCGGUGCGGGAAGCUUUCAGACAUGCAUGGAAGGGUUACAAAGACUUUUCUUGGGGCCACGAUGAGCUCAGACCCCUCUCCAAGUCCUACAGCGAGUGGUUUGGCCUGGGUUUGACUCUUAUCGAUGCUCUGGAUACCAUGUGGAUCUUGGGACUUAAAGAAGAAUUUGAAGAAGCGAAGGCGUGGGUGGCCACAGAGCUGACCUUCAACAAGAAUGUAGAUGUCAACCUGUUUGAAAGUACCAUCCGCAUCCUGGGAGGCCUGCUGAGUACCUACGCUCUGACUGGAGACACCCUCUUCCUAGACAAAGCUAAAGACAUUGGCUCUAGGCUGAUGCCAGCCUUCAACACCCCAUCCAAGAUCCCAUACUCUGAUGUGAACAUAGGGAAAGGCACAGCCCACCCCCCUCGCUGGACCUCAGACAGCACUGUGGCGGAGGUUACUAGCAUCCAGCUGGAGUUCAGAGAGCUCACCCGCCUCACCAAGGAACCACAGUACCAGGCUGCGGUGGCUGAGGUUAUGAAACAGGUCCACAACCUGGAUGGCAAGUUGGAUGGUCUCGUGCCCAUGUUCAUCAACACAAACAAUGGACAGUUCACCCAUCAAGGCAUCUACACUCUGGGAGCCAGAGCAGACAGCUACUAUGAAUACCUGCUGAAGCAGUGGAUCCAGGGAGGCAAGAAAGAGAACCAGCUGUUGGAGGACUAUCUGCAGGCAAUAGAGGGUGUAAAGAAGAACCUGUUACAGAAGUCGUCACCUAAUGGCCUCACCUUUGUUGGAGAGCUCUCACAUGGACAGUUCAGCCCUAAAAUGGACCAUCUAGUGUGUUUCCUACCGGGCACUCUGGCCCUCGGUGCUCACAACGGCCUGCCUGCUGAUCACAUGGACCUGGCCAAACAGCUGAUGGAGACCUGCUACCAGAUGUAUGUCCAGAUGGAGACUGGCCUCAGUCCAGAGAUUGUCCACUUCAACAUGCAUCAGGGCAGCACCAGAGACAUUGAAGUAAAGCUUGCAGAUAGACACAACCUCCUGCGACCAGAGACGGUGGAGAGUCUCUUCUACCUGUACAGGUUCACCAAGGACCAGAAGUACCAGCGCUGGGGCUACGAGAUUCUACAAAACUUUAACAAGUACACCAAGGUUUCCUCCGGUGGCUACACCUCCAUCAAUAACGUGCGUGACCCGGACUACACAAGCCCACGAGACAAGAUGGAGAGCUUCUUCCUGGGAGAGACCCUGAAAUAUCUGUACCUGCUCUUCUCAGAUGACCCCAACCUCAUCAACCUAGACCAGUACGUCUUCAACACCGAAGCUCAUCCUCUGCCUAUAUGGCCUUCCACUGCAUGACACACACACACACACACACACGCACACACACACAGGAAUUCAACAGGCAGAUAAAACUGCCCAUGUAAACACGACAAACAUCUCAGGGUUGGUCUAAUACCAAGAUAAUUCCUUCAUCUUCUGUCUCAGUGACUGAAUGUUGUCAAAACAACAAUCCUGAACACAGACCACAGAUGGAAAAAGCCUCCUUUUUACAGUUUGGAUCAUUUGUUUGCUAAGCGCUAAUAGCCAUGGAAAAAUGACGAGCCUACUUCAGUUUUUGGCCGCGCCUUGUUUAUUUAUUUGACUGGUCGUUUUCGUUGCGUGGACUUCUGGUAGCGACAGAGUUGGUGCAGGAGGAGCACUGGCCUCUCAGCAUUAAAGAAUAAACAACCUGAUUGUGACUUGAAUCAAAGAUGUCUUAAUCUCAUGUUAUGGGGAUGAGGAGGAGUUUCAGGUUGGACUGAUAUAGGUGUUUGAAAGCUGAUAUUUUCAGUUCAAAGGCGAUCGUAGCUUAUAUUUUGGUUAUAGUUGUGCAUACUUUAACGAAAAUUACAGAAAAUCCCCCAGAAAGCAAGCAAGUCUUUUUUUUUUCACCUCUUCAUUGUAUUCUUGCUACAAUGGAAAGCAUUUAACAGCAUUUAACCCAUUAUUAAGCAAAGCCAGUAUCUGCCCUGGUGGUCUGACCUCAGUGCUGGGAUUGACAGCAGGCUGGUUGCCUUCGUAGCAAAUCAUUCCCCGACAGCAGCCACCAGCUGUUUGAACGGCAACCAAGCCCGUCCUACUGCACCUACAACCUGACCGCUCUGCUGACUACAUGGGUUUGACUCUUGCAGAGUAAAAAGAGAAAAAGUUAAUUCCUCAUCACACUGUGUGUAAUUAUCAUUAUGUGCCCUAGCUACAACUAUUCUCAGAUGCCCUCCCUCUUGUGCUUGAAAACGGGAAACACAGUAAAGCUGAAGCUUCCUGACAGGGCAUGAUUGUGCCCUCAGUCCAUGUAGUUGCUGUCCCAUGCUGCCUUCAUGUCAUACAGGAUACAUGACUUUGCUCAAUGAAAAUCCCAUUCAAGGUCAAGGACAAACAUUGCAGGGACAGUAUUCACGCUGCAACAUGAUUAUUGGAUGACACUGGCCAGCCGUGCAGUAAAAGAGAGUCUGCAGCAACAACAACAGACACAAUAUUUAUUAAAGGGUUUGGUGAUAUAACGAUCCUUACUGAUAUCAGUCUGCCAGAGAUUUUCUUGUCAUGCUUUUUAUCAGUUCUGGAAGCAACAUUCAGAUCCUUUGCAUAAGUACAGAGGCAUUAUUAGCUGUGUAUUAGCAGGGAGAAUUGUCAUGGCUCCACAUGGAGGACACGCCAGCUGAAUGGAUUUUUUUUACAGCCCAGCAACCUAAAACGUUGUCCCAAUAUCCUAUGAUUAAUCUACAGUGUCUAAGUAAAUGGCUGAAUAAGGCCAUCAGUUAUAACCUAUAAAUACCUCAAGUUACCCAAAAUACAGGGUUUAAAGAUUUUCGUACAUUUAGGCUGUUCAGGUCAAAUGUGCCCAUUAUCUGUUGAACUGGAUUUUAAUCCAGCAGUAUGGGUGGAAUCAAGGAAAAUGUUGGGUUUUAGAGUUUAAGGGGGGCACUGUCACGAGAACUGCUCCCAGUGAGGCAGGUCUUUGAAGUGUGAAACAGCAUAGGCAUGAGGUCAUAGCCUUGAUACUGUUAUGAGAUCUGCACCUGCAAUGUUACAAACCAACCAAUCAAUUCUGACCAAGAUCAAAAGAGGGGGUGGGGAGGUUAUAGGACUUUAAAGGUACCUGGGGCCUCAUUACAGAAACACUUCCUGAUCAUCCAAUCUUAACUGAAACCAGCUACAAGAAGUUUUUAACUGGUCGUGAAACUGUCUCAAUUUAAUACUGAUGCCUCUAUAUGACCUACAUAUGCAAAUGAGACCAUCAGCAAGAAGAUUAGCUAUUUCUAUGUAGUUAUUUCUAAUGCCGAUUCCCCCCGAAGUCAGAAGAAAUGAUUUAUAGUAGCAUACAUUUCAAACACUGAUAAACCUAAAAAUUGGACUUUGAGUCAUUUACAUUAUCUCUCUACCAAUGGCAAGUAUCCAGCUAUGAUUUAUUCCAGGUUGUAUGAGGUCAUUGUGGGUAAUGUUGCUAAAUAAUGAGCAGGACUGCUUUAUGGCAGUAUGAGAUUACCAUGACUUGUUAAAUGUCAAUAUUUCAAUUUAAAAUACACUGUGAUAAAGGUCCAUAUUGCACCCACUCCUUGUAUAUGAUUUCUGCUUCACUUCUGCCUUUUUUUUGUUUCAUGUUUAAAUCAAAACUCAAAUUAAAUCAAAUAAAAAAUACAGAGCGAAAUCUUCCUCUAAUCGUUGCCUGUGAGACAUUACGUCCUGCAGGCUGUCGAAUGAAAGUGAACCCUCACUCUCCAUGUUCCACUCACCAGGCAGAGUUGUUGUUCAUGGUGGCAACCAGCCAGCUGCUUUAAAUGAAAUGACUGGCCUUUUAACAUGUUGACCAUGUUGCCCAAAGUGUGAACACAUGCUCAAGGCUUGGUGACAAACUUAUCUGUGAAUAUUAGGUGUGGGGAGUGAUAUAACUCUGAUAAUCCGAGACAAAACUGAACACUGGCAUGUAUGGCUGUCCUGAGAUGACCUGAAAAGCAGUUGUCCUUCCAGCUUUUACUGUCUAUUCCCACGUGACAUGAAUGCAGCACCAGCCUGUACUCGGGACUCAGAUGACCUUGAUCUGAUUUCGGUUGUUGCCAAGCAGCAGAUGUACUUAUGAACUGUGAAGCUUUUGUUUUGUGAAAACAGCAACGGGUUUUCUGCAUUAUUGAUUUUUCUGUGUUGAGUAGUUGCUUCUUUGAUAGACUGUUCCAAUUAUUUCUUCUUGUGUCAUUCUCUUUGUAAGUUGUAGACUAGAGAGUACAUUUGUUUUUCUUCCAGGGAGAGAAAUUGUGAGAUUUAAAUAGAAAAUUAGCAUAAUAUAUUGAUUUGUAGGUAUAAUUGCAGCUGUCUUAAUACAGUGAGCUCUCCUUGUGCAUUUUCUUUAGUUUUUGCAGUAGUAGCAGCUUCAGAGCAGCUUGCAGUCAUUUUUGUAAAUAGUUGUAUUGAGACCAAACUCUUGUAUAUUCUGUGUAUUUUGUUUUCUCCCUUCGUGUUGUCUCACGUGUGCCUUUAAUGUUGCUGCAGACAACAUUCAAAAGACAACUGUUAUCUGUCUGUUAUUGUCCAUUCAAACUAUUGUGUUGCUGAUUUGCUACAGCAUAUGGUCAUUGCGAUCACUGCAGAAAGGACUAUUUUUACAGGACAAUGAAAAAAGCGGUAUAUUUCUAGCAGUCCCUCAAAGCAGUUCUUAACUUUGCAUAAUGCUAAUCUCUACCAGUGUGUGUAUUUAAAUCCUGACUACAAGGGCUCUGUGUGAUCCCUCCCUGGAUGUUUUUCAGCAGAAUUCCUGAGCCAAAGAUAUACUGAAAUCUAAUCAGCCCUGGUGUUCGAUGUUGUUUGGGGUUUUAACAUUGACAAGCCAUUUCUCCAAAGCCACGUCUUUCAGGAAGAACUACGAGAUCUGUUCAGUGCUUUUGAUAACAAUUCAUCAGUGUGGGUUUUGAAGACUGAUGCUAAUAUUUUAGACUACAGUGAUUGAUGACUGAUACACUGCUAUUUUAGCUGCAGUUGCCAAGCAGACUGCUUUUACCAGGAGGCUGCACACAGAGACAGACACAGCUGUGAAAAUACAGAUUUCAUUCUGUUGUCUUCAUAACUUUAUGUCAUAUUCAUGAGACUACCAGAAUGCACAUUAAAGUGUACUUAAGCCAUAGUGGAAAGACUCCAACCUCCUGCUGACCAUCAUGUAAAGUGCACAAGAAUACAGCUGCAAUGCAGGUUUUACAUCUCACCACACUGGAGUGUGGAAAGCUUGGUGUUCCAUUUUAGAGCAGCUGAUGUAGUUGGGGGAGGGAGGCCCCAGUGCUCAUCCACUUACAGGGCUCCCAGGAAUUGUGGGUACUGAAUUCGACAGAAUUUUUUUUUUUUUUCCAGGGCUUUAAAUGUUUGUUACUGUGUGAACAUACACUGCCAUUUUCUACAAUAGUUUUAAAUGUACAAUAAGCUUUGAUUAUAGAGUGAUACGGCCUGUUUGUCAUACAUGGUCAUGGACAAAAUGUUGAAACAGUCUGGUCUGGAAGCAUUUGGGAACUGCACAAAAAGUACAUUUGCAGAUCUAUACUAUUGCAAUUACACAUGAUCUUUUUUGUAGAGCCAAAUGUUCACAUUAUGUUAGACUUAAACAGAAGAUGGCUAUAAAAAGUUUGCAGGCUUGCGGUCAGAGAAUGUCUAUGGGGAUCUUCCAGAAAUACUCAGACCACAGUCGGGUUAUGGGGCAUUGGUUUGAUGUUUUUUUCAUUUUUAUUUCAAACUUUCUCAAAUCUACAAAAUGUAUUCAUGUCAUGGUGGCAUUGUGAAUAAUGAACGCUGGAUCGGCUUUAAUUUUGUAAAGAAAAAUGUUAAAAUUAAAGAGAUUUUAUUGAACAG
This is a messenger RNA of Chelmon rostratus (copperband butterflyfish), 6714 nucleotides long. It is a transcript of the gene man1b1b, whose product is annotated as mannosidase, alpha, class 1B, member 1b. Lineage: Eukaryota; Metazoa; Chordata; Actinopteri; Chaetodontiformes; Chaetodontidae. The coding region runs from base 268 to 2208 and encodes 646 amino acids. Gene Ontology annotation, molecular function: mannosyl-oligosaccharide 1,2-alpha-mannosidase activity; calcium ion binding. Gene Ontology annotation, biological process: carbohydrate metabolic process; N-glycan processing. The transcript is spliced from 14 exons. Gene Ontology annotation, cellular component: endoplasmic reticulum; membrane. The record is from RefSeq and is a predicted model, not a curated record.